This is a messenger RNA of Lachnellula hyalina, 1998 nucleotides long. RefSeq lists its product as uncharacterized. NCBI's taxonomy places the organism in Eukaryota, Fungi, Ascomycota, Leotiomycetes, Helotiales, Lachnaceae. The transcript has 2 exons. The record is from RefSeq and is a predicted model, not a curated record. The coding region runs from base 1 to 1998 and encodes 665 amino acids.
AUGGAGAGCGUUUCAGAGCUCUCAGUACUGCCCACAGCUGUAGCCCCGACUGCAUCUUCAAUCGAUGUCCAUCUAUGUCCAAGAUGCGCGGCAAUCAAAUUCAAAGAUCUUUUCGAUACUCGAGCGUCAGAUUAUUAUACUUCUCAGUAUGGCGUCGAAGUUCUACAGCUUGAAGCAACAAAGGCAGAACUGCUCGCGUCAACGUGUUCCUUGUGCCGAUUCUUCGGGAUGAUGGCUCAUCCACAAGGUCCUGACUGCAGUGAUGCUGAAAGCAACAUACCUUGCCAUCUCCGGGCCAUAUCUACUGUGAACCUGUGGUUUAACGGCGGAGCAAUCGGCACUGAUGGUGACGCGGACUUCCACGACAUCGAUAAUGAGCUCAGCUACAUGCUGCGCGUCGUCCAACGCGAGACCAACAAUUGCCUCUGCGAGGACAGGUGCGGAUAUUUUGCUGAUGCUAAAUCUUCUUCCCCGUGGAGGGUUCGCCAUGUCUCUGCGGCAUCUUGGUGCGAUGGGUUUGCGAAAGAAGCAAUCAACUACUGUCGCGAGCACCACGACGAGUUGUGCUCCCCAAUGCAUGCCAAAGUUGUCAAAGCUCUCAGGGUUGUUGACUGUAGGACGCGAUGUGUUGUUGCGUCCCCGGAAGACUGUCAAUACGUUGCCCUGUCAUAUGUCUGGGGCAAGGUAGGUGCCAUCACUGUUGAGGACAAUGAUCCUAAACGUUCCGAGGUCCCGAAAUAUCCAGAAGUUGUUGAGGAUAGCAUUGUGGUGACGUUGAAUCUGGACUACCGAUACCUGUGGGUCGACAGAUAUUGUAUUGAUCAAGAAGACGGGCCCGAUAAGCUCGACCAGAUCAGACAGAUGGAUGUAAUCUAUAACAAUGCGGUGGCAACAAUAAUGGCAGCAGCGGGGGAGGAUUCAAGCUAUGGACUUCCUGGGGUUGGAACCAAAACCCGAAAGCCACAGCAUAGUCUAGAUCUUGGCAGUCACCUCCUUGUUUCCAUACAACCUCACGCCAGUAACCGAGUGAACUCCUCGAAGUGGGCGAGCAGAGCCUGGACUUAUCAAGAGGGCAUUUUAUCGAGACGGCGCCUACUUUUUACGGAUAAUGAGGUAUCAUUCGAAUGCAAUGGCAUGUACCUUGCAGAAUCAAUGAUACAGCCGCUCGAUAGAGUUUCUAUAAAACGCCAUACGGAACCUCCGCAAAUGAAGCAUAGGCUAUCAAGAAUCUUCCACCACAAAAGUCCCGGAACUGGACGCUACGAAGGCUCGCAAUUUAUCCAGGAGUAUGCCUCGAGGGAAAUUAGCUUCCCAGAGGAUACAAUAAAUGCGAUACAAGGGAUUCUUCAGACUUAUGCGAAGAGUCCGUGUCCAGUUUUUCAUUUCAUGGGAAUUCCCAUCAUGUCCGCAGCGGCUAUUCUACAAAACCCUUACGCACUUGAUGACGUGAAAUGGAAAUCCCUAACCGCCGAGCAUUCAUUUGCAAUGGGUCUCUGCUGGUCACACUCUUGGCGGGGGAAACGACGACCAGAAUUCCCAAGUUGGACUUGGGCUGGAUGGACUGAGUAUCCAUCCGGAACCACUCAAAUCAAACCCGAAAACGUGAAAAUAUGGGUCGACGAUAGCGUAAACCAACUUACAAGAUUCCCCAGUUUCGAUGCUUUGCCCAAUCUCCUCUUACGACAACCAUCGCACGGGAUGUUAUUUCUUACGGUAGAAGCUUCGACAAUCACAUGCACAAUCGCCAGCGUAGAAUUGGACGUGGAGGCGAAGAGAAGAUGCAGUUCUGAUCAAGUGACUGCCAUCGUUGUCAGGGAAGUUGGCGAACACUAUGAGCGGAUCGGCUCAUUUACAUUCAGCUAUGUGAUUUUUGCCCAGCGUACUACUCCACGGCCUGAUGGCAAAUGGGGAGAGAACGAUUUAAAUUAUUAUCGUUCAGGGGCAGGAGAAUGUCUUCCUAAGUUGGUAACAACGAAAUGUACGAUUCGCCUAGGAUAA